Molecule: messenger RNA, 2927 nt
Organism: Zootoca vivipara (common lizard)
Lineage: Eukaryota; Metazoa; Chordata; Lepidosauria; Squamata; Lacertidae
Gene: SAYSD1
Product: SAYSVFN motif domain containing 1
Source: RefSeq, a predicted model, not a curated record
CAGAUCCCGGCCAGCCGUGCCAAGCGUGCAACGCCGGCAAGCGCCGCGCUCUUGGGCGCUUGUGCUGGACGUGGCACCGGGCGGAGGCGGGCGCUGCUGCUGCGUGCAUGGAGCAGAGGCUGGCCGAGUUCCGGGCUGCCCGCCGCGGCACCCGCCACACCGCUCCCUCGGCAAAGCAGCCAGGAAAGGCGGCGGAGGCGGAGGCGGUGAAGGAGCAGGCCCAAGCCCGGCCCCCGCUGCUGAGUGAGGAAUCCAGUCAAAGGCCAGAAAGACCCCAAACUGAAGCCGUUACAUGCCCUGCACCAUGGUGGACCAGUUGCUUUCUUCUGAAUGUCAACUUUAUCAAGUUUCUCAUCUGGCUUGUCUUACUGGGACUGUUUGUGGAACUAGAGUUUGGUUUGCCUUAUUUUGUCCUAUCUAUGUUUUACUGGAUCUACGUAGGAACCCGCGGCCCUGGAGAAAGACAGAGUGGAGAAAGAAGUGCCUAUUCUGUCUUUAACCCAGGAUGUGAAGCCAUUGAUGGAACACUUACAGCAGAACAGUUUGAGAGAGAAUUACAGUAUCGGCCCUUAGCCCAGAGGUAACUAGUGCCUAUAUCGGUAUCACUAGGUCUCUCCCCUCCGCUUGAGCAAAAUAGGAACUGUUUCCUGUGAUAUUUUUCAUCUUUAGAAAUGUUUACAAUAUUGUAAUUAAAGAGUUGAGCUGCAGUUACUGUUUCUUAUACAAUAAACAACUAAAGACAGGAUAUUAAACAUACAUAUUCAGCCUCCCCUCCCCCAAAAAGGCUCCUGUUCUAGGCUACAUGGUUCUCACCACUGAAGCUGUUAUUUUCAUAGACAUCCUUUUCAAAUUAAAGCAAAAUAUCUUGGCCAGCUUUAUAUUAAAAGAUCCAGGAUGAAUGCAUGUACAAAUGUGCAUAUAUAUUUAGACCAAUGCCAAACAUUAAUAUAUACACCUAUUCCUUUCCUUGGGGUUUCUCUCCUCACCUAAGUCGAAUUUGGAGGCCUCAACAGAACCAGUUGGAGGGGCAGGGGCGACCUUACCUUUCAUUGAGCAAUAACCUCCAAGUCUGCGUAUAACUUCUUUUUAAAAUUUGAUCCACUCCAGUGUCAAAAGCAGAAGAGCCACAUUUGUGGAAAGGAUAAUGUGACCAUUAGGUUUGUAUUUCUACUGUAUGUGUGUUUGAUUAAUGUUCAUUGAACUGAAAAUUUGGAUCUACACCCCACUUUUAACAAAAGUCAGCUUACACAAAAAGUUAAACUGUACUACACCAGUGUGGUGUAGUGGUUAAGAGUGGUAGACUCGUAAUCUGGGGAACCGGGUUCGCGUUUCCGCUCCUCCACAUGCAGCUGCUGGGUGACCUUGGGCUAGUCACACUUCUUUGAAGUCUCUCAGCCCCACUCAGCUCACAGAGUGUUUGUUGUGGGGGAGGAAGGCAAAGUUAAAAGUUAGCCACUUUGAGACUCCUUCGGGUAGUGAUAAAGCGGGAUAUCAAAUCCAAACUCCUCUUCUAACACCACGCACAUAUGAACAAAACAGCUGCACUAAAUUGGCAGGGGAAAAACAGCAGAGAUCAUUUGCAGAAGUGGUAGAGCUAUGUACCAUCAGCAUACAGAUGACAUCUCAGCUCAAACUUCCGCAUUCCCAGUGGUUUCAUUUAAGGCACUUGCCUGGAAGCAAGUGAUAAUGAACAUUUGUAGGAUUGUGCUUCAAAUCACCUCCUAAUAGGUUAAUAGUAAUAGGUCAAUCACCUUUGUGAUUAAACUAACAAAAUAUGAGAAUGUGUUACAAAGGCUUGGAAAAGGCAAACAGAUUUUACUGGUGUGUUGUAUCAGGUGUUGCUUUCAGAAAGCCACAUAUUUUACUUUUUGAAAACAAGCAAGUUGACCAGUCUACCAGUUGAGGUACAAUGUUUUAAAUGAAUUUAGUACCUUUUAGCAGACAAUGUCUAAACACAUAUCAUACUGUUAAAAUGGAAUCCAUCAGCAUGGUUGGAGUGUUAACUCCUGUCCCUCGGAAGGGUAGCUCUGCUACUGUAAUUCCCCGGGACCCUGGACAUUGGAUGUGGAUGUAGAGAAAUUCCCUAGGCCAGUUUACUUGUGUGCAGUUCUGCAGACAGAUUCCCCACUCCCAUACUUGGGGGCCAUAGGAUAGUGGCGCCAUCUGAGUCAGUAGAGACUAUUAAAGCCUAUUUUCAACACUCUUAUUGAAUUUAUUACAUUUCACUAUUCGUGUGUGUGUGUGUGUGUGUGUGUGUGUGUGUGUGUGUGUGUGUGUGUGUGUUUACAAUGUCAGGCACCUGAUUUGAUUCCAUAAAGAUCAGCAUUAUUUGUAUUAGGGAUACAAGAGAUACCAGGUAUGCAAAUUUUACUUUUUUCAGUUGCUUACGUUUUGAAGAUUUAUUCAAUUCAUUCAUUGGUAUGUGUGGUUUCAAGGCCUGAUAUUUUUAAAAUGCAUGAAGGAAAAAAUAACUUCAUUGAUUCUGCUAAAGUAAACUGAGAUACAAAUAAAUUUAUGUCUGACAGAUCUUGGAAACCAUGAGGAGAAAAUUACACAGUUAACAUCCAGUUACAGGUUGUUAACAGUCGUCAACAGGUUUAUCACACCUAUCAGACAAUCACCCAUUCCUACCACCCUUCUGAGUAAUACCCCUCCCCACCUUCUCACUAUAUAUAAGGGUCUGGUGGCUUCCGUUUCAGUGUAUCUGAAGAAGUGUGCAUGCACACGAAAGCUCAUACCAAUGACAAACUCUAAGGUGCUACUGGAAGGAAUUUUUUUUAUUUUGUUACAGUUAACAUCAAUUGCAGCAAACCUUUAUGUGGUAAAUUACAUUGCUUUUGCAAGACAAGGAUUAAUUCGCACGCGCACAAAGGAACAUAAUUCAUAAUUUGUUACCCAUUUUUAUAACAUUUAAAAAUAAAUACAUG